Molecule: messenger RNA, 2135 nt
Organism: Neltuma alba
Lineage: Eukaryota; Viridiplantae; Streptophyta; Magnoliopsida; Fabales; Fabaceae
Product: 65-kDa microtubule-associated protein 8
Exons: 11
Coding region: 191-1930 (579 amino acids)
Biological process (GO): microtubule cytoskeleton organization
Cellular component (GO): spindle; cytoplasm
Molecular function (GO): microtubule binding
Source: RefSeq, a predicted model, not a curated record
UCAUGGAAAGCUUCCCAUUCCCAAUAUGCUUGUAUUUGAAGCAAAAACUCAUACCCAACAUGCUCCUACCAUCUUCCAUCCACACUUGAACAUUGGAGCCUUCAGUCAUAUCCCUCUGCGUCUUCCAUCUUUCACAACAACAACGUACUGACACACUAGUGAUCAUAUAAUCAGAAGAGUACAAUCUAAUAUGGGUUCGGUUCAGACUCCAUUAAUCGGCUCAAGAAGCUCCACGUUGCUGGAAAAAUCAUGCGGAUUCUUACUGCAGGAACUGCAGAUGAUAUGGGAUGAGGUAGGAGAAGAUGAGUUUGAGAGAGAGAAAAUGUUGUUGGAGCUGGAACAAGAAUGUGUGGAUGCUUAUAGGAGAAAAGUUGACAGAGCAAAUAUAGGAAGAGCUCGUCUUCAUCAGCAGGUUGCUGAGUCUGAAGCUGAAUUCACUCACCUUCUUUUGUCUCUUGGUGAACCAUCUCUUCCUGGAGUACGGCCAGAGAAAAGGGCAGGAACACUGAAAGAACAGCUAGAUUCAAUAACACCAGCAUUGAAAGAGAUGAGACUGAGGAAAGAAGAGAGGUUGGGCAAAUUCCGAAAUGUGCAGUCCCAAAUUCAGAAACUCUCUGCUGAAAUUGCUGGCCAAUCCGACAUUACUACAACCUCAAACAUCAUAGUUAAUGAAAAUGAUCUCUCUCUCAAAAAACUUGAUGAGUUCAACAGUGAGCUGCAACGCCUCCACAAUGAGAAGAACGAGAGGCUGCAACAAGUGGAGAAAUACGUAGACAUAAUCCACAGCUUGUCGAUAAUACUGGGAAAGGAUUACUCAGCCAUCAUCACAGAAGUUGAUCCAAGCUUGAACGAUCUGUGUGGAGUAACAAAGAAUAUCAGUGACACUAUUCUCACUAAACUCAAUCACACUGUUGAAUCCCUCGUGGAAGAAAAACACAAGCGACUCGACCAGCUUCAUCAUUUAGGUAAAGAACUGAUAAAGCUAUGGAAUCUUAUGGACACACCAAAAGAAGAUCAGAAACCUUUCUCUCAUGUGAUCAAUUUGUUGUCGUUCUCACCAGCAGAAGUAUCAGAUCCAGGAAGUCUCACCAUAGAAAUAAUUCAACAGGCUGAAGCUGAAGUAAGGAGACUGGAUCAACUUAAAGCCAGCAAGAUGAAAGAGCUAUUUCAGAAGAAACAGGAGGAACUCGAGCUCAUAUGCAGUAAAACCCACAUGGAGAUUCCUUCAAAGUCAGAUAUAAACAAUAUUGUUGGACUCAUUAACUCAGGGGAGAUCGACCAUUCGGAUCUGCUCAUGAGCAUGGACGAACAGAUAGCAAGAGCAAAAGAAGAAGCUUGUAGCAGGAAGGCAAUAAUGGAGAAAGUAGAAAAGUGGAUAUUGGCACGCGAUGAAGAACGCUGGCUUGAAGAAUACAGCAUGGAUGAGAAACGAUACACAGUAAGUAGAGGAAACCAUAAGAACUUGAGACGUGCAGAACGAGCUAGAUCACUGGUCAAGAAAAUACCAGCUUUGGUGGACAUGCUUGUGGAUAUGACUAGGAGUUGGGAAGAAGAAAGAAAUAAAGUUUUCUUGUAUGAUCAAGUACCUUUGAUGGCGAUGUUCGAAGAGUAUAACGCAGUUAGGCAAGAAAGGGAGGAAGAGAAAAGAAGGCAGAGGGAAAAGAAGAAGGUUCCGGCGAGUCCAAGAGCAAGAGUAGAGCAAGAGAAUAAUAAUUAUGGGAUGAUGAGGCCAGGCACUAGCAGUGGUAGGCGUUCUUCAAUGAAUAGCAUAAACAUGGGGAAGCAAAAUAUGUCGUUUAUUAAGGAUGUUGGAAGGAACAAAAUACACAACAGUACAAAGGUUUUUCAUCAACCUCCUACCUUCGCUUCUCAUAUCAGAGACGAGUCUUCUUCUGUCAUCUCCUCCUAUUCUGGUCCAUUCUCUCCUUAAUUAUUCACAAUAUACACCUAGAUUUUUCUUCUCUUUUUUUUUUUUUGCCUUUUUUGGCUGGCAGUGAUAUAUAUAUAUAUGUACAUAUAUAUGUGCACAGGAUUGUUUGCCAGGAUUGCUUCUUGUAUUGUAUCUAACUGCAAAAACAGAAAGAGAGUUUAAUCUUGUUAUUAACGAACCAUAUUGGCUUGGAGUAAUUGUAUUA